AUGGAUGUUAUGGGUUCAACACCAACAGCUCCAUACACACGUAGGAGUCAUCGACCACAACAAGGUAGACUUUUAUCAUCUGUUCCACCAUAUUCUGGUAUACUCACUCGAUCACUUUCUAUUCCAUGGCGUCCAGCAAUGUAUUAUCAAACAGCACGCGUUGAUUCGACACAACCAUUUAGUUCACAAAAUUAUUUAAAUAAUAUCGAUAAUGCUAGAGUACCACUAAUAUUUCCAUCAGCUCGUCUAGCACUUUGUACACGUUAUACACCAAAAGAUUGGCAUGAUGCUCAAAUGACAAAUUAUUCAGCAUCGAAUCAAAUUUGUGCUGCAGCUGAACGUUUACGUUCAGAUGCAAUACGUUUAGCACGUGAAAAAGAUGAACAAGCAUUUAAAAAUAAUUCUGAAUCAUCAAGACGCUUAAGCGAAAGUAUAAAUGAUAUUGAAUAUUGGGAAAAGGAACUAGAAAAAAUAAUAGAUAAAAUGAAACGUAAAGUAGCUGAUGUGGAAUUUAAACGACGUGAAGCUGAACGAUUAUCAUUCGAAUUAGAAAAACCAUUGGGUAUAGCACAAGAAAAUUUAUAUGAACGUGAAAAACGUCAAGGUAUUGAUCUUGUGCAUGAUAAUGUUGAACAAGAACUUAUUCGGGAAAUUGAUGCAAUUAAAUUAUCUCAACAAAAACUUCGACAAAUGCUCGAACAUCUUAAUACCCAAAAUGCUCUAAAUUGUACUUCAUUACACGAAUUAGAACGUGAUGCACAAAAUAAAUUUCGCGCUCGAGUACUUGAUUCAACUGCUCAUAAUAUUAAAACAAAAUCACAUGGUAUUAACUUUUAUGAAGGUAUUGAAAAUGUGGAUAACACUGUAUCAAUACCAGAAUCAUGGGCACGAUUUACAGAAGAAAAUAUUCGUCGAGCACUUAGUGAAAUUUCUCAAUCGAAUGAAUUACUUAAUGCUACUGACCAACUUAUAGCAACAAUUAACAAUGGUAUGUGGUCACAAUGGAACCAUGUUAAUAUGUCACUUGAAAAUCGUGUACAAGAAGAACGAGCAGCGAAAAAUAAUAUACAAGCUCAUCUUGAAAAGAUUCGUCAAGAAACCGUUGAUGUGGAAAAAAAUAUUGAAUUUUUGAAAAAAACAAUUGCUGAUAAAGAGGCAUUUUUACAAGUUGCUCAAACACGUCUAGAAAUACGUACAAGACGACCAAAUGUUGAAGCAUGUCGAGAUUCUGCUAUGCAUAGAUUAAUUCAAGAAGUUCAUGAUUUACAUGCAGCUAUUGCUGAUCUUCAUGGUAAAUUAAGUCAAGAAGAAAAUGUUGUACAAAAUUUAUUACGUGCUAAAUCAACCUUAGAACACGAUUUAGCAAUUAAAAAUAAUUCAUUAUUUAUUGAUUCUGACAAGGUUAUGGGUAUUCGACGUGCACUCACGAUGGGUACAUCAGCAAAAAGCUCAGCUACUCCGAUAUCAUUAUCUCAUCCAUGUGAUUUUAUUAUUGUGUGA
This is a messenger RNA of Rotaria sp. Silwood2, 1500 nucleotides long. Lineage: Eukaryota; Metazoa; Rotifera; Eurotatoria; Philodinida; Philodinidae. The record is from the annotation of a GenBank genome assembly.